Fusarium pseudograminearum CS3096 is the source of this 100-nucleotide messenger RNA. RefSeq lists its product as uncharacterized. The annotation marks the transcript as partial. The transcript is spliced from 12 exons. The record is from RefSeq and is a predicted model, not a curated record. NCBI's taxonomy places the organism in Eukaryota, Fungi, Ascomycota, Sordariomycetes, Hypocreales, Nectriaceae.
UAAAGUAAAGUAUAAAAGUAUAAGUAAAAUUAAUAAAAAUAAUAUAAAAACUAUAUAUACUAGAAAGAGUAUUAAUAAUAUAAAGUAUAUUAUAAUUUAA